GCCGCCGAGAAAACAUCGCUCUCAAAAUAAUAAGGGAUUGUGCGGACGGACUGGACUGACUGUGUUAAAUUUUAAACUACUUCGCAAUGCCACGCCCAUUGAAAAUGACUUACGGUGAUCAGAAGCCCCCGUACUCGUACAUAUCAUUAACGGCCAUGGCCAUUAUACAUUCGCCGCAAAGAUUGCUGCCGCUCAGUGAGAUAUAUCGAUUUAUUAUGGAGCAGUUUCCCUAUUACCGGAAAAACACCCAGAAAUGGCAGAACUCGUUGCGGCACAACCUGAGUUUCAAUGAUUGUUUUAUUAAAGUGCCACGGAAUGUGACGAAGGCCGGAAAAGGAUCAUACUGGACCCUCCAUCCCAUGGCCUUCGAUAUGUUUGAAAAUGGUAGCCUGCUGAGGAGGCGAAAGCGUUUCCGCGUCAAGCAGCUCGAAAAGGAUAUAUCAAACUGGAAACUAGCCGCCGCCAAUACAGAGAUGGUCUCCCACUACCUGGACGACCAGCUAACACAGAUGGCGUUUGCCGAUCCAGCGAGGAGUGGUCACAUGCCCAGCAACUUUGAUCUCGGAAAUACGUCUGCUGCCCAAAUGCCCACCUAUAAGGCUGUUCCUACGAUCCUUUCGUCGACCAUAACCCAGCUUCCGGUUCGUCCCAAGCGUGCUUUCACCAUCGAGAGUCUCAUGGCGCCGGAACCCACGAGUGCGGCUAGUGAGGGAUUAGUGCCUAUGGAUUUCGGAAGUCCCGAAGCCGUCGCGUUGAAAAAGCCGCCGUUCAACUUGCCAUUUAAUUUUAACGAACUCGCCGCGCAGUAUCACCUUUACUUUCCCAGUUUUUUGUACAACAGCCAAUAUGGCAAUAUGCCUUGCUACCAUAAAUCACCGCCGCUUUUUCAUAACGGCCCGUUGCCCGUCUUUUGAUUUUAAAAGUGUUACCCAUAGUUAUCCCUAGAGUUAAAAAUGAUAUGUCUAAAACAUAACUUAUUAGUGGCCCCAUUAUAAUUAGUUUAUGUUAUUUACUUGUGUACUCAUUUUAUUUAAACAAAACUGUAUUGUAACCAAUUGAAUUUAGAAGAUCUCUAAAAUCAAUAAAGAACUGCCUA
Messenger RNA from Drosophila rhopaloa, 1096 nucleotides. It is a transcript of the gene fd96Cb, whose product is annotated as fork head domain-containing protein FD5. Gene Ontology annotation, biological process: regulation of transcription by RNA polymerase II; cell differentiation; anatomical structure morphogenesis. Lineage: Eukaryota; Metazoa; Arthropoda; Insecta; Diptera; Drosophilidae. The record is from RefSeq and is a predicted model, not a curated record. Gene Ontology annotation, molecular function: DNA-binding transcription factor activity, RNA polymerase II-specific; RNA polymerase II cis-regulatory region sequence-specific DNA binding. The transcript has a single exon. The coding region runs from base 87 to 914 and encodes 275 amino acids.